Messenger RNA from Eucalyptus grandis, 2039 nucleotides. Its product is annotated as probable alpha-amylase 2. Gene Ontology annotation, molecular function: alpha-amylase activity; calcium ion binding. Gene Ontology annotation, biological process: carbohydrate metabolic process. The record is from RefSeq and is a predicted model, not a curated record. The transcript has 13 exons. Bases 432 to 1670 code for a protein of 412 amino acids. NCBI's taxonomy places the organism in Eukaryota, Viridiplantae, Streptophyta, Magnoliopsida, Myrtales, Myrtaceae.
CAUGAAUCGAAAAAGAAGCUCGGGACGGCGAAGAUCCCCCUUCGCUCGCAAAAAGAAAAGCUGAGAUUCUCGCUUUCCCUCUCGAAUCUGACCACUCUCUCUCUCCGAGGAGAAAAUUCGAAACGCGCGGUUGCCUGUCGCUGCUCGAUCGAGUCGGUCCACUGAAUUCGCAUAAGUUCCUUCAUUUCGAUUCUCAUGGCCAGAGCUGCCGAUUCCGAUUAACUGUUGCUUUCGUGGUCGCUCGUUUCUCUUUUUUCUUUUAUUCUUUUUUUGUUUUCCCGGUUUUUCGUUAUUUAUACUCGAAGAUGAUCGAUAGAGUCCUCGCCUGCGAUCGAACGUCGAGUACGGUGGGGCCUCUGUUGCUCGCAGGACCUCAAGUGUGCCUCCAUUGAUCUGGUGUCAAAUUUUGCAGCAGGACGGUCUGCAUAGAGAUGGGUAACUCGAACAAUGGCCAUGUGGAUGAUAACCAGCAUACUGAUGUUGGUGCAAUAAUACAGAGUGGAAGAGAAAUCCUUUUUCAGGGUUUUAACUGGGAAUCUCAUAAGCACGAUUGGUGGAGAAAUCUGGAGAGGAAAGUUACUGAUAUCGCAAAAUCUGGAUUUACUUCUAUGUGGCUUCCGCCAGCGACUAACUCCUUUUCACCCGAAGGUUAUCUUCCACAGAACUUGCAUUCCCUCAAUUCGGCAUAUGGUUCAGAGCAUUUGCUAAAGACAUUGCUCCAGAAGAUGAAGCAACACAAAGUUCGAGCAAUGGCUGAUAUAGUUAUCAAUCAUCGUAUUGGGACUACUCAAGGACAUGGGGGAAUGUAUAAUCGUUAUGAUGGCAUUCCAAUGGCAUGGACUGAACAUGCUGUCACAUCUUGCACUGGUGGAUUGGGUAGUAAAAGCACGGGUGACAACUUCAAUGGGGUUCCAAAUAUUGAUCAUACCCAAGAGUUUGUACGGAAAGAUCUACUAGGAUGGAUGCAAUGGCUACGCAAAGUUGGGUUUCAAGACUUCCGUUUUGAUUUUGCAAGGGGAUAUUCACCAAAAUAUGUCAAAGAGUACAUUGAAAGUGCAAAGCCAUUAUUUUCUGUUGGGGAAUAUUGGGACUCUUGCAACUACAGUGGUACCACCUUGGAAUACAAUCAAGAUAGUCACAGACAACGAAUUGUAAACUGGAUUGAUGGCACGGGACAGCUUUCUGCUGCAUUUGACUUCACAACAAAAGGAAUUCUUCAGGAAGCAGUAAAAGGGCAGUUUUGGCGUCUGCGUGAUCCGAAAGGGAAGCCACCUGGUGUGAUGGGAUGGUGGCCAUCAAGAGCUGUUACCUUCCUUGAUAACCACGAUACAGGCUCAACACAGGCUCACUGGCCUUUCCCUUCAAAUCAUAUAAUGGAGGGUUACACGUACAUACUCACUCAUCCAGGAAUACCUACUGUUUUCUACGACCAUUUUUAUGAUUGGGGAAACUCUAUUCACGACCAAAUUGUCAAACUGAUGGAUAUCAGGAGGAAUCAAGACAUUCACAGCCGAUCCCCUGUUACGAUUCUGGAAGCUCAGCCAAAUCUCUACUCUGCUAUGAUCGGCGAGAAAGUUUGCAUGAAGAUUGGAGAUGGUACGUGGUGUCCAUCUGGCAGGGACUGGACGCUAGCGACCUGUGGUCACGGAUAUGCUGUCUGGCAGAAGUAACGUUCUCAUCGCAAGCUCAUUUUCCAUUCGUCUUCGUGUUCUCAUGGGAUAUGAACACAGAUUGGACCAAGAGCUCAAAAUCCCCUGAUUAGCAAUAAGUCAUUAGCAUUGUUUCGAAAAGCCCCCUACUUCUAAUUAACAUAAAUAACCCAGCUUAGUCAUCUGGAGUGUAAUCUGUAAGCCCAGCAUCUGCAUCAAGAUUUCCAAAUUAGCUAUAUAAAUUACUGUGAUAUGGUUAUAUUAUAGAGAAACAGCAUUUAGUUAUGACGAUGCGUCUUCUAUCAAAAGGACCUGUUGCAAGUGAAAGCCACAGGUUCGAAGAACCUUCAGAAACCUAUAUUUGUGAAUGCAAAAGUACCCUCCUAUUUC